Molecule: messenger RNA, 309 nt
Organism: Fraxinus pennsylvanica
Lineage: Eukaryota; Viridiplantae; Streptophyta; Magnoliopsida; Lamiales; Oleaceae
Source: the annotation of a GenBank genome assembly
AUGGCCGGAGAUUUCAAGACCCUUGGCAAUUUCAUGUUAUUGUUUUUCAGUAAAGGUUGCCAUACUUCCAAAACAGACAUAAACUACAGAAUUUGGUUCAUUGGAGUUGAGCCAUUCCAAGCACUCAUGUUCAUCAAUGGCGGAUUCUUUUCCUCUCUGUGCUUUAUAUUUUUCUCCUUCCUUAUUGCACAGCAAAAGUGGGCCUAUAUGCUAUGCUUUUCUUCUGAAAACAGAAACAUCUUGGUCGGCAUAAUCAGGUUCCAGCUCGUAGAAGCUGUUAACAAGAACUCCAUAGCUUCUGGUCUCUGA